AUGGCGCCCGCGAGGAAGAGAGUCAUAGACCUUGUAAGAUGCUGUAAAGACACAAUCGUUCUCACUGUGCUCCAGCCUCAUCAGUCACCUAAGUCUGCCUUCAUCAGUGCAGCCAAAAAGGCUCGACUCCGCACCAACCCCCCCAAAGUGCGCUUUUCUGAGCAAGUGUCCAUCAGUGACCCAGACUCAACGAUGCUCAAGGACGACUCUUUGCUUCUUAUACCAAAUGUAUUGAAGGUGUUUUUGGAGAAUGGGCAGAUUAAGUCCUUUACGUUCGACAGCCGCACCACUGUUCGGGAUGUGAUUGCCUCGCUGCAGGACCGCCUUUCUCUGCGAUACAUUGAGCAUUUUGCUUUAGUGCUUGAGGCAGCUGGAAUGGAUCAUCACCAGAGGCUCCAACUGCUGCAGGAGAACCAGCCUCUGACACACGUUGUACACCGAACCUACUUCCAAGGGAUGAAGUGUCUUUUCCGUGUGUGUUUUUUCCCCAAAGACCCUUCAGAUCUGCUGAGGAGAGAUCCUGCUGCGUUUGAGUACCUCUAUAUUCAAAGUCGAAAUGACGUAAUCAAGGAACGUUUUGGUAUUGACUGGAAGUCUGACAUUACUUUACGUCUGGCUGCACUGCACAUUUUCAUCACUGUGUCUUCAGCGAGACCGAGUCAGAAGAUCUCACUGAAGCAUGUAGAGAAAGAGUGGGGGCUUGAACCUUUUCUUCCUCUCACUCUCCUCCCUUUGGUCAAGGAAAAAAAUGUUUGUAAGAGUCUGUCUCAGUUACUGAAGACUUACCAGCACGCCCCGCCAUCUGGAAACAAGGAUGAGAAACAGUCUGCAACAACCCUCCUAGUCGGUCCUCGCCACGGCAUCAGUCAUGUGAUUGACCUUAAAAACAACCUGACCACUGUUCUGGCUGAAUUCAGCAGAGUCUCCAAAGUCCAGCUCUACAGAGAGAGCCAAGGUGUGGCUCGGGUCGAGGUGUCAAUGCACGACUCCAAGCCCCUGGUUCUUCUCAUGGAAUGGCCAGAUGCUACUAACUUUGCGUGUCUGAUCUCCGGCUACUACAAACUGUUUGUUGAUCCAAAGCGAACUAUCUUCUUUCGUAACCCUGCUCAAUCUCAAUUAACUAAGACAGAUUACAGAAGCUCCUUCCAUGGCUACUCCCGCUCUGGAGCGAGCAGCUUGCCCAGUGGAGGGCGGCGAGGGGACGACAGGGAGAGCUCUCACAGGGAGUCGGGCUCACUACGGGCCUCUGCUCCGGCUGAGCCCCAGCACCUUGGACUGUGUCAUGUCCACCUCCGAGAAAGAGACCAGCAUUUCCAGGAGUUUCAAACUGCUACGGAUACAGAACUGGACAUAAACGAGAACUUUAUACCUCAAGACCCAACUGAUCGGCCUCGCACCAAGUCUGAUCCAACCUUACAAAGCACGGAGGAAAUACCAACUGUUCCAGACAUCGCUGUAAAGGAGAAUACGGAGUUUAGAAUACGUGCCCAGGCCGUGAAUCAAUCACAGAAAAACACGCGCUAUUUCUGUGAUUCGUGCAAAGCCCGGCUGAGAGCGGAGGGUGUAGUGAUAAAUAGUAGUGGUAGCUCAGGUAAACACUGCUCCAGUAGUUGUGCCUCUCGAGAUGGAGGUGCUGUUGACCUCACUGCCCUCCCACCCCCAGGAAACGAAUUAGAAGAUGAGGAAGAAGUUACAAAUGGCACAGAGCGGCUACAACUGCCAACACCUGCUAUAGCUGCCCCUCCACCUGGCUUCAGGGACAAUAGCUCCGAUGAGGAUGACACAAAAAGAGGUCGAAAAGCACGAACUGGUCUUGGCUCAAGAAUUGUCGCAGUAAAUGUGGCCCAAGCUAAAGAAGACGUGCCUGUGACACUGAUUGAUAAUGUUUCCACAAGAACUGUCCGUGACCAUGCCCAGGAGCUGGACGAUGCCCUUGUGUCCACCUUGCAGGCCCUGGAGGCUUUGGCUGCCUCUGAGGACUACCCGCAUCAUUCGCAACAGCCGACACAGACUGCAGGUCUGAUUGUGUUGGCUGCCAUUACACCUGAAUCCUCCCUGGACUCAGGGCAUGAGACUAACUCAUCUGAACUCACCGAUGUCUCUGAGAUGAUGUCUGCAAUGAAGCAGAACCAAAGCCAAACUUACCUUUUAGCUCAUCAUAUCAACAAAGACCGCAUUAUCUGUCGGCGCGACUUCCCCCUUGCAAUUCCUGGUUGUACCGCUAAAACUAUAGGAUCAACUAGAAGACCUCAGACUUUAGAGAUCAAGACCACACGGAUUCGCUCCACAAGCCUCGAGUCCCGAAAACCAAGAGGGGAAGCUGGCUCUGGUCUGCCUUCUUCUGUUUCCCACACAGAUGGUAUGGCAGCCCCACAGCAGAAGAAACUGCAGAGGCGGUACAGUUUUGGAGAGCUUGAUAACAAUACUAAUACACCAGUGUAUGCAGAAGUGAAGCCUAAAGCAAAGAGUCUAGAGAAGGAAAUGGAGAGAGUGAGGGCCACAGGACUGCGGCUCCCUACCCCUAUAGAACCAGUGCAUAUAGAAUCACAUCAGGCGGAUGUAAAGGUGAAGAAGGGUGUGUUUUUCAUUCAGGGGGAGGACCAGAGUGAAGGCAAAGAGGGAGCACCAGAGGUGGUACUCACCCUGCCCACUGAGGACAUUCAUGAAAGAGAAAAGUGCUGCUCCUUCUGUUUCUGCUACAGAAAAUGUGAGGCGGCUGAUGAGAGCAGUGAGAAAGAUGAGCUCUCCUAUUCUAUACCACUUCAAGUUUUACCAGGCAUGGAGCUGGACUCGCACACAUUUCCUGUUGUUAGCAAAACUCUCCAGGUUCUGAAUGCUGAGGAUUGUAGUGGUGAGGAAGAGGAGGUGGAGGAAGAGGACCCUCACACACAGGAGAUAGACCUUAGAGCCUGUGGCACUCAAGAGGGAAGCUUAGCACGGGUACAAGCUCUGCAAGAGAAAACCUUCAGCCUCCCCGAUGGCUUCUUAAAUGCACAGUUGGAUGCGAAUGAAUUGCUGGCUAUUCUGCGUCAGUGUGCUAACAGUCCACAAGCAGAGGGAGAGGGUAGGCUCCAGCCGUCACGGAUUACAGAGUACAAGCAGGAGUUAGCAGUUCGCUUCAAAGAGUUUAGAGCAUCAUGCCGCCGUGUGGCUAGUGUUGAGAAAAGUCCCAGUCGGAUGCUUGCUGCUGUCACAGCCAGUUUUCAGGUACUGUGUGAAUUAACACAGACCUUCAUCAAGCUUAUCAGAGGGGUUCGCCCGUCACAGCAGUCUUCUCUGGGACACGGAGGAGCUUCCACUGCUGCACCUGCUCACAGACACAACUCCUGCAACUACAAAAUGCCGAAUAUCAAAGUGUUCAGCGGGAGUUCUCAUCUGGACCUGUCGCAGAAAAUUGCUGAUCGUUUAGGGUUGGAGCUGGCGAAAGUUGUUACAAAAAAAUUCAGUAAUCAGGAAACAUGCGUUGAAAUUGGAGAAAGUGUCCGAGGAGAAGAUGUUUAUAUUGUUCAAAGUGGCUGCGGGGAGAUCAAUGACAACCUUAUGGAGCUCUUGAUCAUGAUAAACGCCUGUAAAAUCGCAUCUGCUUCCCGUGUCACUGCUGUCAUCCCCUGCUUCCCAUACGCGAGACAGGACAAAAAGGACAAGGUGGGGAGCCGGGCACCCAUCUCAGCCAAACUGGUGGCCAAUAUGCUGUCCGUGUCAGGGGCCGACCACAUAAUUACUAUGGAUUUGCAUGCCUCACAAAUACAGGGCUUCUUUGACAUCCCGGUUGAUAACUUGUACGCAGAACCAGCUGUGCUUAAGUGGAUUCAGGAAAACAUCCUUGAGUGGAAAAACUGCAUUAUAGUCUCACCUGAUGCAGGGGGAGCAAAGAGAGUCACCUCCAUUGCAGACAGGUUGAAUGUGGACUUUGCACUCAUUCACAAAGAAAGAAAAAAAGCAAAUGAAGUUGACCGCAUGGUGCUGGUUGGAGAUGUGACCGGCAGAGUUGCAAUUCUAGUUGAUGACAUGGCCGACACGUGUGGUACCAUCUGUCACGCGGCUGAUAAACUCAUUUCAGCUGGUGCAACAAAAGUAUAUGCCAUCUUAACACAUGGCAUAUUCUCCGGGCCAGCCAUCACAAGAAUAAACAACGCUUGCUUUGAAGCCGUGGUUGUCACCAACACCAUUCCUCAAGAAGAGAAGAUGAAACAUUGUUCCAAAAUACAGGUGAUUGACAUAUCAAUGAUCCUCGCAGAAGCCAUUCGUCGCACUCACAACGGAGAGUCUGUAUCGUAUUUGUUCAGCCAUGUGCCCUUGUAA
Molecule: messenger RNA, 4302 nt
Organism: Knipowitschia caucasica
Lineage: Eukaryota; Metazoa; Chordata; Actinopteri; Gobiiformes; Gobiidae
Source: the annotation of a GenBank genome assembly